Molecule: messenger RNA, 1728 nt
Organism: Monosiga brevicollis MX1
Lineage: Eukaryota; Choanoflagellata; Craspedida; Salpingoecidae
Exons: 8
Coding region: 37-1728 (563 amino acids)
Molecular function (GO): protein binding
Source: RefSeq, a predicted model, not a curated record
GUAAAAUCCAACAACUGUUUCUACCACCUGUUCAAGAUGGCACGCGGUCUCGCCAAGCAGCAGUCCAAGGACAAGGCGGCCAAGAAGGCAGCCAACAAGGCCAAGUCGGUGGGCCACGAUCACAAGGCUGCCCGUGAGGCCCAGCUCAAGCUUGUCUGCGCCGUGUGCCGGGGGUUUGAGCUCCAGUUUAUCGCGCGCGAUAGCGAGACGGACGAGGAUGGCGAGGUCGUGGUUGAGCUCGCUGCCAAGCUCGAGAAGACGUACAUCUGCGAGCCCCAUGCCGCCGUCAUUACUGCCACGCAGGGCUUUGGCAACAUCCUCGUCACGGCCAGCGCCGAUGAACUCAUGCAGGUGUAUGACCUCAAGAAGCGCGUGGAGGUUGGUACACUCCUCCUCCACGAAGCUACCAUCCGCUGCCUGCGCUUCCAUGACAAGGUGACCAUGGUGUCAGCUGCCGAUGAUGGCACACUUGCCAUUUGGGAUGCACGCACGUGGGACCACCUCAAACUGCUUCACGGUCACAAAGGUCCCAUCAAUGAUGUCGCCAUCCAUCCGUCGGGCAAGAUCAUCGUCACUGUGGGCCGCGACCGCUCGCUGCGUCUGUGGGAUUCAAUGCGCGGCCGCUGUGCCUACAUCACCACUCGCCCUCGCGAGUUGGAACGUGUAAUUUUUUUGGAUGAUGGCAACCACUACGUCGUGGCCGCCGGCGUUCAACUGAUGGCUUAUAACAUUGCUAACAACGAGCUUCUCUUCACCAUUCGCAUGCCGUUCCGCAUCACGGAUCUCGUUGCGCUCUCGGUCUUCAUCAUGAACGUCCCCCAGCGCAUGUGUGUUGCCACGUUCUUGGCCCACGACAAGCGAGUCAAGUGCAUGUGUCGUUGUCCCCUACCAGCGCCUAACCACAACUUGCUGGUGACUGCCGAUGCCGAUGGCCUUGUACGUGUUUGGUACCUCGACCCAGGUAUGCUCACUGGAACCGCCACGUCGAGCACGGCCACGACCUCCGAGGGUCAAAGUGAGGGCAACGAGGAGCACGAGCGCCCCGUGGAAGAGGAUGAAGCACCCGUUCUGGAGCUGGAACCGCUUGCCGAAGCCAACACUCGCUGCCGCAUCACAUGUUGUUGUGCGACCGACCUGGACGAACACGAACAGCACGCGCCUUCAAUCCUGGCCCAAUCUUCUGCCUGGGUCACCGAGAAAGACCUGGAGCAAACCUUGGAAAAGGGCGAGGAGACCAUGGCCAAGCACCAAGGCCUCGCUGACACAAAGGCCAUCCGUAAAGCCAAACGCAAGGCCGCCGAAGCCGAAUUCGAAGCCAUCCCUGCUGCUGAACAGACUGGCACCGAGCGCGUGGCAGCCGCCAUGACCCAAGGUCUGCCAUCCUUGCACGAGACAGCUGACGACCAAACGACGGAUGAGCCUCGCCCUGCUGCCCCGAAGCGGAAAAAGUCGCCAAACAGCGCACAAGCGCCCACCAGGGAUACCACUUCUGAGUCUACCACGCCCAAGGCUACGCCCAAGACCACGCCAUCUGCGCCCAAGGCUACCCCCAAGUCCACGCCCAAGUCCACGCCCAAGGCUACCCCCAAGGCUACCCCCAAGGCUACCCCCAAAUCCACGCCCAAGGCUACCCCCAAGUCCACGCCAAAGACCACGCCAAAGACCACGCCCAAGUCCACGCCAAAAACCACGCCCAAGAAGAGUCCUAAGCUUAACAAAAAGAAAUAA